UUCAGUGGGCGGGGCGAUCGGGAGGAUCUGCGCAUGCGCGUCUGAAGUCUGUCAAACAGCUGUUCACAACAGAACAGCGGUCAUAUAAAAACAUAAAAACGAUCUAUUUUUCAUUUGAACUGUUCGCGGAUCGUUAUCGUGAGUAUCAGCCGCUCAAGAAGUGCCUGAAAGGACGCAGCUGAGAUGCGCGACGCGCUGCUGACGCCCGUCAGACGCUUCCUGUGGGCGACCAAUGUAACGCUGUACGGCUGUCUGUUCGCGGGCGGAGAUUUAGUUCACCAGUGCUUCUCGCGUAAAGAACGAGUGGACUGGACUCACACGAGAAAUGUGGCCGUGGUCGCAUUCAGUUUUCAUGGCAACUUCAAUUUCUUUUGGAUGCGCUUUCUGGAGCGACGCUUCCCCGGUAACGCGCUGCGUCCGGUGCUGCGGAAGCUGCUGCUGGACCAGACGCUCGCCGCGCCGCUCGCCAUCAGCGCCUUCUACACAGGUGUGAGCUUCAUGGAGGGCAGAGAGGAGAUUCUGCAGGACUGGAGGGAGAAGUUCCUCAACACGUACAAGACGGGACUGACGUACUGGCCGUUCAUGCAGCUCCUGAACUUUGCUCUGGUUCCUCCACUGAUCCGCACUGCGUUCACCGGCUGCUGUGGCUUCAUCUGGGCCACAUUCCUCUGUUUUUCCCAUCAAAGUGGAGACGGGACCCUUACAGCGGCUCUGGACUGGAUGCAUGGCGUUGAGCACAAACAACAGGAACGGAUCUCAGGAAAGGACAGGGCAGAAUGAUGAUCAGGGGGAAGUAAGAUCUUCACAUCUGUAUUCUACUCCUGCAGUCUGUUUCUGUUUUUUUUCCCCAGUUUUCACAAUGUCCCUGUUUGCAAAACAUGCUGAGAUUAUUUUGCCAACCAGUAC
This is a messenger RNA of Cyprinus carpio (common carp), 906 nucleotides long. RefSeq names its product mpv17-like protein. The record is from RefSeq and is a predicted model, not a curated record. NCBI's taxonomy places the organism in Eukaryota, Metazoa, Chordata, Actinopteri, Cypriniformes, Cyprinidae. Gene Ontology annotation, cellular component: cytoplasm; membrane. The transcript has 5 exons. Bases 184 to 780 code for a protein of 198 amino acids.